Messenger RNA from Bicyclus anynana (squinting bush brown), 658 nucleotides. RefSeq lists its product as uncharacterized. The coding region runs from base 45 to 587 and encodes 180 amino acids. Lineage: Eukaryota; Metazoa; Arthropoda; Insecta; Lepidoptera; Nymphalidae. The transcript has a single exon. The record is from RefSeq and is a predicted model, not a curated record.
GUUUACAAGUUCAACUGGUAUAAAAGCUACCGCCGUUUGGAGACAUGCAUCAGUUAGUUUCGGAACUAAUAACAACACAGACCACAAUGUUCAAGCUGGUGGUGUUGUCUGUUGCGCUCGCGGUAGCGUCCGCUAACCCCAGCGGUGUGUGGGGUGCUGGCUGGGCCGCUCCCCUCGCCGCUGGUUGGGGCGCGGGAUGGGGUCACGCAGGAGUCGCCGCUCCCUUGGCUGUAGCUGCCCCCGUGGCUGCGGUCGCCGCUCCCGUCGGUGCAUACAACUACAGAGGCCCCCUGUCUCUCGCUCCCGGCCAACCCGCCAACAUCCUCGCCGCUGACGGCAGGCCCCUGGACACUCUGAGCGUGAACUUGGACCGCGCUGUUCACUACACCGCCAAGGCCGUCGACGGUCACGGACACUGGCUGAAGAAGAGGUCUAUCGUCGCUCCCUGGGCCGCCGCUCCCUUGGUCGCCGCCCCCGGUGUUGGCGCGUGGGGUCACGCUGCUAGAUGGGCGGCCCCCGCUCACGUCGCCGUCGCCGCUGCCCCCUGGGGUGUCGCUCAUGGUGCUCGUUGGGGACACCUUUGGUGAAGCUCAAAAACGAUAGUCUAGAAUCCUACAAUAAGGCGAAAAUAAUAUAAAGAGAGUUACCUACUUUACAA